GAUCUGUCCGUGACAGUCUCCGCCUCCCACGGUGAAUGUAUGUCUGACAGUCAACAAUUAUAAAAAUUAUAAACAGCACUGUAACUGACAUUUACGGUAAAGUUGAGUGUGCUAAUGCAAGAACAAAAAGAAUUUCCAUUUUAUAAAAGAGUUAUCCUAUCAAUAAUACCAAUUUAGUAUAAAAAGAUGAGCUCAAUGAGCUCGCCGGUGUCAGUGGGCAAUGCAAAUUCCACUUCGGGUGUACCAGGAAUGGAAACAAUUGUUGCAAUUGCACUGGGUGCUCUGGCUGCUGUAUUUCUUGGUGCCUUAUUUGUUCUCUUGAUAAUUUGUCGAAGACAACGUUGUUAUUAUAAGCAAAAAGAUUCGCCAGACAUGAGUUCAGAUUUAUUAGAAGGGGAAAAUAUCUCGGGUCUUACUUUAGAUGCUUGGGAGAGUGAAGAAUGGUUGGCAGGAGCUGAUAGGUGGGUUGACGAUGCGACAGGAUUGGCACCACCUUGUAUUGCAGUUCUUCGAUCUUGUCACUCUUUGGCAGCAAGUUUGACAGCAAUUGCUGGCACUGUAAACAGCAACACUGUUCCUCUUGAAAUUGUCGAUGUCGCAAGGCGAAUUCCUCCAAGAGUGGACGACGUUGUUCGUAGUUUGUAUCCACCGCUAGAUGCUCGAUUAUUAGAGGCCCGGGUGGCGGCUCUCGUUCUUGCAGUAACACAUUUGGCAUUGGUGACAAAACACGGAGUACCUAAAAGUCAAGCUCGAAAAUUAGCGUUCAUUGAUCAAGCACUUAAUGACAUGGACUCACAUUUAUUAGUCCUAAGAAAUGCAGCAUUGGCUCAGGAAGCUGGUUGUACGAUACCAGCUUCAACUCCCGUUUAAAAGAAAAAGUUAUUUCCCCUCCCCCCGAAAGAAGGUACUCAAAAACCUAUUUUCAAAAGAUGCAAUAAAUCAACUAAAUUUUUAAUUCUUAUAUAAAUACAAAAUAAGAAUGUAAAAAUCUUCCAAAAGAUAUAAAUGUUAAAUAUCUUUUUUAAAAGAUGGAAAUUUUGUGUAAAUAGAAACAUGAAAAAAAGGAAAUAUUUUUAUACUUGGAUUAACUAUUCAAGUAAUACUUUUCAAAUAUAAAAUUUUACAUCUCAAAGGAAACUUUAACUUUAAGAAGUAAUACAAAAAUUUAUUUCCAUAACAAUAGUUGAGAAUAUUCAACGUCAAACGUUGAAGUCUCUUUUUUUAUAGAUCUCAUUCUGAAUUG
Messenger RNA from Leptopilina heterotoma, 1243 nucleotides. It is a transcript of the gene Tmem98, whose product is annotated as transmembrane protein 98-like. NCBI's taxonomy places the organism in Eukaryota, Metazoa, Arthropoda, Insecta, Hymenoptera, Figitidae. The transcript is spliced from 4 exons. Bases 187 to 870 code for a protein of 227 amino acids. The record is from RefSeq and is a predicted model, not a curated record. Gene Ontology annotation, cellular component: endoplasmic reticulum.